Molecule: messenger RNA, 2871 nt
Organism: Lotus japonicus
Lineage: Eukaryota; Viridiplantae; Streptophyta; Magnoliopsida; Fabales; Fabaceae
Product: putative receptor protein kinase ZmPK1
Exons: 1
Coding region: 117-2519 (800 amino acids)
Biological process (GO): protein phosphorylation; recognition of pollen
Molecular function (GO): protein serine/threonine kinase activity; ATP binding
Source: RefSeq, a predicted model, not a curated record
ACCACAUUGGUCACCGAUUUUUGUUCUUUUCUUAUUUUUUUUAAUUCAAAUAAUUUCCAUGGCCACCCCUAUAUUUACCUGACAAUAGUCAGUCACCAAGCGCAGGAUGCGAAUUAAUGGAAAUGGCUUCUACAAUUUUCCAAUUCCCUCUUCUUCUCUUUUUGCUUUUCCUGCAUGUAAAACAUUCUUCAUCAUUCUCCCUCUCAGUGGAGAAACACCAAGAAGAUGUUAUAGUCUCACCAAACCACACAUUCACAGCAGGCUUCUACCCCGUAGGAGAAAACACAUACUACUUCGCCAUAUGGUUCACCCAACCACCUCACCAAAACCUCCAAAACGCCACCGUCGUUUGGAUUGCAAACCGUGACCAACCGGUGAACGGAAAACGCUCCACCCUCUCCCUUCUCAAAACCGGCAACGUCAUCUUAACCGACGCCGGCUACACCACGGUUUGGUCCACAAGCACCGCCUCUCUCCACCCACUCGAGUUGCAACUGCAAGAAACCGGAAACCUUGUUCUUCAAAAGCAGAAUGAUCAAAAUCAUGUUCUGUGGCAGAGCUUUGAUUUUCCAACAAACACUCUCCUUCCUGGUCAGAUUUUCACGAAGAACACGAAGCUGGUUUCUUCAAGAAGUGAAACCAACCAUUCCUCUGGAUUCUACAACCUCUUCUUCGACGGCGAUAAUCUUCUCCGCCUUCUCUACGACGGCCCUUAUGUUUCUAGUGUUUACUGGCCAGACCCCACGCUUGUGAGCUGGGAAGCUGGUAGAUCCACGUACAAUAGUAGCAGGGUUGCGAUGCUAGAUCACUUCGGAAACUUCAGUUCCUCUGAUGAUUUCUUUCUGACAACAUCAGAUUACGGAACAGUUCUCCAACGAAGACUUACAAUGGACCAUGAUGGGAAUGUUCGUGUUUACAGCCGCAAAGAUGGAAAAACAGAGUGGUUUGUGUCAGGGCAGUUUCAUCAACAACCUUGUCAGAUUCAUGGGAUUUGUGGACCCAAUAGUCUUUGCAGUAAUAACCCAAUUGCUGGAAGAAAAUGCUCGUGUCUACCAGGGUAUAGCAGGAUCAGUGAUGAAGAUUGGUCUCAAGGUUGCAAACCAAAUUUUCAAUUUUCAUGCCUUAGCAAAACAGAGUCUCGCUUCCUGUUCUUACCCGGUGUUGAUUUUUAUGGAUAUGAUUAUGGUUUCUUCCGAAAUUACACCUAUAAGCAGUGUGAGAAGCUCUGCUUGCAAUUGUGCAAAUGCACAGGCUUCCAGUACAAGAAGGGGGAUGGUGUGUUUAAGUGUUAUCCCAAGACACAGAUGUUGAAUGGUUUUACUUCACCAGCUUUCAUUGGAUCAAUCUUCUUGCGAUUGCCCAAAAAUAUAAACUUUUCCUAUGAGAAUCCCGAGGAAGACAAUAACUUGGUUUGCUCAAGUAAUAAAGGAGAGCAAUUGAAAAGAUUGUACGUGAAUGGCAAGGAAAAUGGAUCGGUGAAGUUCAUGCUUCGGUUUGCGAGUGUCUUUGGAGGAGUUGAGUUUAUGUGCUUCUUUCUGGUGUGGUGUUUCUUAAUUAGGAAGAGAAAGAGGUUUGGUGGAGACACUCAAGGCUAUGUUCUUGCAGUAGCAACAGGAUUUCAGAGAUUCAAUUACUCUGAACUGAAAAAAGCUACAAAGGGUUUUAGCCAAGAGAUUGGAAGAGGUGCUGGAGGAAUUGUGUAUAAGGGUGUGUUGUCAGAUGAUAGAGUUGCAGCGAUAAAGGUGCUACAUGCAGCGAACCAAGGAGAGAGUGAGUUUCUUGCUGAAGUGAGCUUCAUUGGAAGGCUUAACCACAUGAACUUAAUUAGCAUGUGGGGUUAUUGCGCUGAGGGAAAGCAUAGGGUUUUGGUGUAUGAGUACAUGGAUAAUGGUUCUUUAGCUGAGAAUCUCUCAUCAAAUGCACUAGCACUUGAUUGGGGUAAGAGGUAUAACAUUGCUCUAGGAACAGCAAGGGGUUUGGCCUACUUACAUGAAGAAUGCUUGGAGUGGAUUUUGCAUUGUGACAUAAAGCCCCAAAACAUACUUCUUGACUUUGAUUACGAGCCCAAAGUCUCCGAUUUUGGCUUAUGUAAACUACUACAAAGGAACAAUCUGGACAACUCAAGCUUCUCAAGGAUAAGAGGAACAAGAGGCUACAUGGCUCCAGAGUGGGUUUUUAACUUUCCCAUCACUUCGAAGGUGGAUGUUUAUAGCUAUGGAAUUGUUGUCUUGGAGAUGAUAACUGGAAUGAGUUCAAUGACGGGUAUCCAAAUCUCAAAUGGAGUAGAAUCACAUCACGAGAGGUUGGUACCGUGGGUGAGGGAGAAGAGGAAGAAUGGAACAGAAGGGGCAUCUUGGGUGGAAGAAAUCGCCGACCCUGCAUUGGAAACAAACUAUGACAUGGAUGAAAUGGAGGUUUUGGCAACGGUGGCUUUGGAAUGUGUAGCAGAAGAGAAAGACAUGAGACCCAGUAUGAGACAAGUGGCUCGGAGGCUCCAGAGUCAUCAACGUGAUUCUUGAUGCAUGGUUUGAAGUAUGAACUAUGAACAAAUAAUAGACACAUCUCUCACAGUCAUGGAUGCUACUUUUACUUUUGUUUCAGUCCCUGAUGAUAGUUGUAAUAUUUCUAGUUUACAUAGGGAGAGUGUAAGUAUUGUUAAUUUUAACUUCACACUUGAUUUUGAGUGGAAAUCAAGUUGAGUGAGGAGAGAGUUAGAAAGCAAAAAGAGAAAAAAGUACGAGAUGCAAUAUGAUAGAAAAAAAGAGAGGUAGAAAAAAUUUAAAUGGAAAUAAGUGAAAAAAUUAAAGUGUAAAGAAAUCAAUAUUGUCAAUUUUAUAAGAUUAGACUACAAAUAGGGUGUCUAUAAAAAGU